Molecule: messenger RNA, 1674 nt
Organism: Triplophysa rosa
Lineage: Eukaryota; Metazoa; Chordata; Actinopteri; Cypriniformes; Nemacheilidae
Gene: irf10
Product: interferon regulatory factor 10
Exons: 7
Coding region: 352-1431 (359 amino acids)
Biological process (GO): regulation of transcription by RNA polymerase II; immune system process
Cellular component (GO): nucleus
Molecular function (GO): DNA-binding transcription factor activity, RNA polymerase II-specific; RNA polymerase II cis-regulatory region sequence-specific DNA binding; protein binding
Source: RefSeq, a predicted model, not a curated record
AGUCAUAACAGACCUUGGACUGACGAAUCAUAUCGACAUAUUCCACAGAGAGACGUGCAAUAAUAACGAGGUAUGAAACGAUACUUUCAUGAUUUCUGCAUUUACUCUCAUUAUUAUUAAAGCAUGCUGGGCAGUGGAAAUCCCCGGAGCACUUUGUGUAAUGCAGCACAAAUCGACGACGACAACACGACGCUUUCAACAGGAAACCGAAAGUGUUUCACUUCAUACGUUUACUUUCGCUUUUAAACGUGAUGACAUUCCGCUGCGAGUUGAUCUAAGCUUUCAUUUCUUCUACCCUGUGUGCUGCUGCUGUCUAUGUGAAUUUAUGUCAUCCGACGGUGUUUUAGAGCGAUGGAAGACCUGUCCAAACACAUGAGACUGAGAGAAUGGCUCAUAGCUCAGAUAGACAGUGGGAAAUACCCUGGACUGAGCUGGGAAAACCGCGAGAAGAGCAUGUUCAAAAUUCCCUGGAAGCAUGCUGCCAAACAGGACUACAGACAGAACCAGGACGCGGCGCUCUUUAAGGCAUGGGCCAUGUACAAAGGUAAAUUUCAGGAGGGCAAAGACAAAGCAGAUCCUUCCACGUGGAAAACCCGCUUGCGUUGUGCCCUCAACAAGAGCACAGAUUUCCAGGAGGUUCCAGAACGCAGUCAGCUGGACAUCUCUGAACCCUACAAGGUGUACCGGAUCCUGGACGACACUGGACGAGUGGCAGACAUGUGUGUAAAUGAGGAGGUAAUAGAGGACGGGGCUCUGAGAGAAACACAUCUGCCAAUGCAGGUCAGCUCACUGGGCGAGUCAAACAGAGGAUGGACGGACUGCCGUCUGGAGGUGCGUCUGUUUUAUCACGGUGACCUGGUGCACAGCACCGUAUCUGCCUCUCAAGACGGCUGCUUCAUCCUGCAGGGCUGUGCUCCACUUGGGAAUGAGCGCAUCUACGGGCCGUGUCAAGCCAAGAAAGUCUUCUUCCCCGGUCCGGACAUUGUGCCCCUGUCCCCAGGCAUCACUGAGGCAAUGAGCCGUCUGCUGCCCCACCUGGAGAAGGGCGUGCUGGUGUGGGUGGCUCCAGAUGGCGUCUUCAUCAAACGCUUCUGCCAGGGCCGGGUGUACUGGGACGGUCCGCUGGCCGAACACAGAGAGAAUCCCAACAAGCUAGAGAGAGAGAGGACCUGCAAGCUGCUAGAUAUGACCAUCUUUUCACAAGAGUUACAGAAUCACCGGCAGGGCACGGGACCCAAGCCGCGAUAUGUGGUGGACCUGUGCUUUGGAGAGGAGUUCCCUGACACCAGUCAACCAAAGAGCAAAAAGCUCAUCACUGCACAGGUGAUUCCUCUGUUUGCUGUGGAGUGUCUAGAGAGCCACGAUCCAUCUAAGAGUGUGGACGUGAAGCCUUCACCCUCACAUAGGAGCUGUAUGCAAAGCCAUGCAUAGCCACGCUUUAUCACAACAGAAACCUUUCAUCAUCAAACAAAGUCUUUAUUCUAACUAUAAUGAGGAUACUGACAGAAUUCUAAACAAAUGAGAGUUGGUUUGGUCUUGUUGUACGACUUCAUUAAGUUAUUUCAGAAAGGAAACACGUGUAAACAUGAGGUUAUAAUAUAACAUGCUUAUUGUAAAAUGCACACGUGUGAACAUUUUUGUACUAUGUGAUAAAAUCAAAAUGUCUUAAUCAUG